Drosophila virilis is the source of this 1456-nucleotide messenger RNA. RefSeq lists its product as uncharacterized. NCBI's taxonomy places the organism in Eukaryota, Metazoa, Arthropoda, Insecta, Diptera, Drosophilidae. The record is from RefSeq and is a predicted model, not a curated record.
UUAACAGUCCCCAGUUGAUGUACAUAAAUAAAAAAUAAAAGCAAAAAAAAAAAAUUAUAAGUUACAAUCAAACCUAUGUAUAAUCUACCGAUAACAGCGCCCCAGCCGCCAAAAGGGGCCAUUCCGGGUUUGAAGAAUUUUGGCCCGAAUUUAACCCAUCCUCUGCUCACGCAGGCGCCCUUCAAGCCCCAUUAGCAAGUAUUUCGACCAAAUGUCAUAAAGUUCUAAGGUAAACCAAAAUUCUAAGGCGUUAAUAUUGGGCUGCAGUUCACAAAUCUAAAUUUACCAUGUGGCAGCCAGACAUUCCCAGUUGGUGUUAUUAUAAUUCCAUGUCGAUGCCUGAUCCCAAUGCACAAUUCGUGAAUACACUCUAUCCACAGCAACAGCAGCAGCAAGCAUUUGUGUCACCAGGAUCUUCCAGGCAACCAACUUAUGCCUAUGCGCCCCAAUUGCAGCCAACACAGCCGAGACCUACAUCCCAUUAUUAUGGCCUGUCGCAGACGCAGCCCGUUAACAAUUUCUUAAAUUCCUACAACUCGUUCAACUCCACCAACACGGCCCAGAUGCAGGCACAGGCUGUAUCCUUGGCUCGGGCUCAGCAGCAGGCCUGGAUUGAUUAUCCGGCACAGAAGCCUCCGCAGAGCUUCAACUAUUGGUAUCAGAACCAGGAAAAUUUAAGUAUCUUGGCACCGCAGUCCUUUUGUGAGACUAAACCAAUUAUAAGUCUGGAGGAUGGGUCCCUAGCAUGCCAGCAGCAAGGAUCGCAUUCAAGCGCCCUCUCAUGCUAUCCAGCUGGCAAUCGGCAAGGAAUUCAAUAUUUUUCGCAUCACAGCAGCGGAAGUCUCAAUCGUAUUGAUAGCGUCUCCAGCUUUAAGAACCAACAGGGCCUGCGCAUUCGCAAUUCUGAACAGGAUUUAGUCGAGUAUCGUCGCAUAGCCGCACGCAAGCUGAAAUCAGUCGAAAAACAAGAAGUGUCUGGGCUGCGGGCUCCGCAGGAACUGCAAAUUAGGGAGAUCGAACAGAAGUGUAGCCUGGUGAAUGAGAACUAUCAAGUGGAGAUCAGGCCGAAAGCGCCGCUGGCACAAAAUGUAGUUGUCGAAGGGCCGCUGGAAAGCAGAGACAAUGGUUUCUUCAAAAAACUUGGACUGUUUAAGGAGCCGCUUUUGCGUAGACAACAGAAACCCGCACAGCUACACACAAACUCGAAUUGCUGUGAUCAGAAUUGCGAUCCGAGCAGCUCACAGGCUGCAAUUGAACGUCCACGCAAGAAACGAAACUUUUGGAAACGCCUCUUUGGCGGCAUGCAUUAUCCCUCGAAUGUCGAUUUACGUGUCCUUAUGGAGCAGGAUCAGCUCGAGGCGAUAGAAUUCGGCAAACGGUAGAAAAAUACACAGACUCAAUAUCAGCUUCCGAUAUAUGUAAUAUUCUUUUCAUAAUAUAAAAAAAAAAUACUCCA